UUACAGAAGAGAGAAAGCUACCAUUCAAACCUCAAUAGAUGUAGAGAGAGAAACACGUUGAAUAAAUAAAAGUUGUAGAGAUAGAAACGUUGAAGAACAGGUCUAGAGAGAGAAAGCACGAGCUCCGUCCUUUUUCGGUCGACUGUAACACACGCGGGCAGGAAGUGGAGAAUAAACUCUGCAUGCAUCUCUCUAUCUCUCUCGAACUUUUGUUGAACAGUACUUUCUCUCUCUAAAUUAAAUCCUCAUUUAUUUUCUCACCCAACUUUCUCGCUCUAGAAUUAUGCUCUCUUUCUCUUCCACUCCCUGUGCUCCUGUCAUUGUCUUCUUCGUUUAUUUUCUAAACAAAGUAUUCAAACCAGUCGCUUUCUCUCUCUAGCCGACUUUCUUGGGUCUCUCUGUCCUGCAAUUUCCUUCCUCUUUGUUGGGGUUUUAGAGAGAGAAAAUAAAUGAUUUGUUUAGGUUUGGAGGUGUUUUGGCUCUUUCUCUCUCUAAAACAGGGAAGUUGAUGGACGAGGGGGAGUUUAGUGAGGGAGUUUAGAGAGAGAUGAAGGGGUGGAUGAUCGAGGGGAAGGAAAGAAGAGAAAUGAAACCCCUCCUAUUGAAGUUGGGUGUGGCCUUUGCCAUCUCAUUGGCUGGUUACCUCUACUCCCAUAUCAAGACCAGGAUCAAUCCACCACCUCCUCCAUCUACAGGGAAGGCACAAACGAGCAGAAGAGAAAGCGGGGGCCUUAAGGAGGAACUUCAGAUAUUGAAUUCCUCCACCACAUCAACUCCCUUGAAACAUGAAGAACAAGCCAGGAAACUUGACAACGCUGGUUUCUCACCAUGCAGCAAGAGUUCAGGGGAUGAGGAGGGCUUCCUAUUGCCUGAAUUCAAUGAGAUUGUAUUGCGUGAAUUUGGUGUUGCAGAGACAAACUUGGGCUCUUCAUGUAUCCCUCAAGCCAAAGACGGGAACACAAAACGGGCAGACAGCAAGGAGGAGAUGGGCUUUGAGCAAGAGAUAUGUCGGUUGAGGAAUCUUGUUCGUGUUCUUAGAGAGAGGGAGAGGAGCCUUGAGAUCCAAUUGCUCGAGUAUUAUGGCCUUAAAGAGGAGGAGACAGCAGUUCGAGAGCUUCAGAAUCGAUUGAAGAUCAACUCCAUGGAGGCCAAGCUUUUCUCUCUCAAGGUUGAGUCGCUGCAGGCUGAGAAUCGAAGGCUUCAAGCUCAGGCCUCCGACUAUUCAAGGGUCAUGGCUGAAGUUGAAUCAGCUAGAGCCAAGAUUAGGUUAUUGAAGAAGAAGAUUCGAGUAAAUGCAGAGCAAGCAAAAGAUCAGCUCUCGGUGAUGAAGCAGAGGGUUGAAAUGCUUCAAGCUAGAGAGCUUGAGGCCUCGAAAAAUGAUCAAGAAACAGUGAAGAAGUUGCAUAUGCUCAGGGAUUUGGAGGAUCAGAUCAUGGAAUCAAGGAGAGAGAAUGCCAGGUUGCAGCAUGAAAAUUCAGAGUUGAUGUUGAGAAUUGAGAGCGCUGAAGCCCUUGCUUCUACCUGUUUGGCUGAUCCAGAGGUGGGGGCAACGGAGGAAGCCAGCCUCUUGAGAGAGAAGAAUGAGAACCUGGCCAAGGAGUUAGAGAGACUCCAGACUGAUCGCUAUGCCGAUGUUGAGGAGCUCGUUUACCUACGCUGGGUCAACGCGUGUUUGCGCUAUGAGCUUCGAAAUUAUCAGCCAACUCCUGGUAAAACAGUGGCUCGAGACCUAAGCAAGAGCUUAAGCCCCAACUCCGAAGAGAAAGCCAAACAACUCAUAAUUGAAUACGCCGGGACUGGAAUUGAGGACAAGAUGGUUUCCCUGGAUUUUGAUUCUGGGGACUGCUCAUCUUCAUCCACUCUUACUGAGACAUGUGAAUUUGAUGACUCUUCUUUGGAUUCCCCUUCUGGUAGGCAGAGCAAUUCGGGCAAAACAAAGAGCAAGUUUUUUAACAAGUUGAAGAAGCUGGUGAGAGGAAAGGAUUGGUCGAGAGAGCCAUCUAUUGAGAGGGCUUCGACAAGCUGUGGUGCCUCAGAGAGAGGAGGGUCUCUUUCUGUUGCUUCUUUGGAUGAAAUUAUGGGCACGAAUUCAGGGGAGAGCGCAAUCUCUUGUAUUACAGGUGAACGUGUGCAGCUUGAGGGAACCAUAGUGAAUAACAAACCAAAGAGGGCAACUUGUAGAUCUCAAAGUAUGUCACUUCCUUCAUUAGAGAUAGACAGACAAAGGAAACUAAGCCUGGAUGAUAUGAGGGCAUUUACAUCCAAGCUGGGGAAUGUUGAUGCCAAUCCGGGUUAUGGAGUGGAUCGCUCAAAGAGUGUUGGUUUUUAUGAUAGUAGUGUGAUGGGUAUACAUCAAAGUGAUCACAUGGAUCAUGAUGCGAUUGCCCGAGAAAGAUUGGAACUGAAGAAGUUUGCUCAAGUUCUUAAGAACUCUCAUAGGGCGUCAUUCUCAUGAAGAACAACAUCAAUCAGAUCUUUUUAACGUUGAGAAAAUGCAUAAUAUGGUCUCAUCGAAGGCUCCAACCUUACAAGUUUAGUGCUAAAAUGUUAAAAAAAUACUCAUACAUCAUGGAAUACUGAGAAAAGGGAUUUUCCACUGGCGAUAUUUAUAUGCCUUUGUGGGGGAAACCAGAUUGGGCUCUUGAAAAAUUUGCAAUCUUAGUUAAGUCUGUGACUUGAAUCCCAUCACAUGCGGGAUUGGAAUUCUUAUGUACACAUUCAAGAUCCCUCCGAUGUAUAUAGAUCAUCCAUCGUAUUCAAUCAUUUGUUAUGUAUGUUAGUGCUACCUUUUAAACCAGCCUAGAAAUAUGUGCAAUAAUGUAAUCCUCAAAUCGAUGGUAUCAAAUGUACAAUUUAUCUGCCUUUGAGGCACGGGAGAAUUUUAUUUUUUUGAGGCUCGCAGAGUC
Amborella trichopoda is the source of this 2906-nucleotide messenger RNA. RefSeq names its product protein CHUP1, chloroplastic. Gene Ontology annotation, cellular component: cortical microtubule. Gene Ontology annotation, biological process: protein localization to cortical microtubule cytoskeleton. Lineage: Eukaryota; Viridiplantae; Streptophyta; Magnoliopsida; Amborellales; Amborellaceae. The record is from RefSeq and is a predicted model, not a curated record.